Molecule: messenger RNA, 213 nt
Organism: Colletotrichum orchidophilum
Lineage: Eukaryota; Fungi; Ascomycota; Sordariomycetes; Glomerellales; Glomerellaceae
Exons: 2
Coding region: 1-213 (70 amino acids)
Source: RefSeq, a predicted model, not a curated record
AUGUCCGCCAGCCGAAACAGCCGAGAUAGCGAGGGAAAAUAUCAGGAUGAUUGCGAGGAUGCUAUGGUAGCUGCAGGCGAUAGCAGCCGAGAGAAGCGUGUAAAAGCGAGGGAGGAACGAGAGAAACAGCAGAGGGAAGAAGAAGAAAAGAGAGAGGAGCAGGCUAUGUAUAAUGCAGGUGAUUCUAGCCGUGAGAGGCGGAAGAAAAAAUGA